Molecule: messenger RNA, 2535 nt
Organism: Sorghum bicolor (sorghum)
Lineage: Eukaryota; Viridiplantae; Streptophyta; Magnoliopsida; Poales; Poaceae
Product: F-box protein At4g27050
Exons: 4
Coding region: 83-1438 (451 amino acids)
Molecular function (GO): protein binding
Source: RefSeq, a predicted model, not a curated record
GAAGCCAGGCCUCCGUCACAAGUCACAGCUAACCUCGACGUCCCGAUCGGCCACCGCGCCUGCGCCGCGGCGCCGCCAUCGCAUGGAGAUGGAGUUGCUCACCACAGCGAAGAAUAGGAGGCUGGAACUGGAAGAGCGCCUCGCCGUCGCCGACCGGAUCAGCAGCCUCCCCGACGGCGUUCUCGGCGACAUCGUCUCUCUUCUCCCCACCAAAGAAGGCGCCCGCACGAAGGUGCUCUCCUCCCGCUGGCGCCGCCUAUGGCGCUCCGCUCCUCUCAACCUCGAGGGCUACGUCCAUGGCGUCCCUGAAGGCAGGGAGAUCUCCCGCAUCCUCUCCUCGCACCCAGGCCCCGCCCGCCGCUUCUCUGUCUCUUAUUACGGCGACUACCACUCUUUCUUCGCCGCGGAUCUGGGCGGCUGGCUUCAGUCCUCCGCCCUCCACAAGCUGCAGGAGCUCCAGCUCCACCAAGUGAUUCGAGUUCCAGAAUCAGCACUACACCGCUUCUCGUCCACCCUUCGUGUCGCCACCUUCAGCAGCUGCAUUUUCAAGGACGGCAAAAAUGGCAGUGCUGCGCUUCAGUUUCCGCUUCUCACGCAGCUGAGCCUUGUGAAUGUCGUCAUCUCGGAGAGCUACCUCCAUGCCUUGCUCGCCGCCUGCCCUGCCCUGCAGAGCUUGUUCAUACGUUGUGACCAGGAAUUGUGCCCAGUGCAGAUCGUGUCACCUAGCAUCAUAAGCAUCGGUGUGCAUUCUGGCUGGAGAAACUUUAAGAAGGUACAACAGCUCGUCAUCAAGGAUGCUCCAUGUCUAGAAAGAUUGUUACUUCUCGGAGGAACUAAGAUCGCCGUGUCGGUAAUCUCUGCGCCAAGAUUGCAUAUUUUGGGGAAACUCCGUAAUACUAAUUUCCCCAGGUUUCACUUUGGCACUUCAACAGUUCAGGGACCAAAUAUUAUUGCUACCAUGACGGCGGUGGUGAGCAGUGUGAAGGUUCUAGCAUUAUCUAAUGUGAAACUCUGUCUGAAUGCGGUUAUUAACUUAAUGAAGUGCUUUCCUCACUUGGACAAGUUGUACAUCCAGAUAACAAGUCAUGAGGAGGAAACUUGGUUUAGAUACCAGGAAAACAUUAUCGCCCUAGACAUCCGUCUAAGGAAAAUUGUGCUAGCAAACUAUCGAGGCUACAAGUCACAGGUUAUGUUGGCCAAGUUCUUUAUAUCAAGAGCAAGAGUGCUGGAGUUAAUGAGGUUUGAGUCAGUAUUUCCAAGCGUUAGAUACAAAUGGAUUGAAAGGCAACGUAGUCUGCUGGAGGUCGAAAAGAGGGCUUCGAUGGGUGCACAAUUCGAUUUUGUAUCCAGAAACAUCUUUAUUGGGUCAUGCAGCCGAGAUGCGGAAGUAGUACAUGAUUUGUCAAUAACGGACCCCUUCCAAAGGAUUCAUCGUUAAGUCUGAUGGCACAAAUGAAAAAUAUUUUAUUUUUAGCGAAGAAUGGAUGUCUUUUUAUUAUAAGAAGCAAAUAAGUAUUUGAAUUCAAGACACUAGAAAAGAAACCGCUGAGUUGUUUCUACCUAAGUUUACUCAUGGAUCAACAUCCUUUUGGCUUCAAAUUUGGUGCAUAUAUGCUGACCAUCCAUUCAGGUACACCUUAUGCAUGGCAAACUGGCAGUUGCCCAUUUUUAGUUCUGGUUUUCACCAAUGUUCAUAAAUCAGAGCUUGCUGUUGGGGAAUCUACUUUGAGGUUGUAAAUACUUUAACUACGUGGUCUUGCUUGCAUUUGGCGUCGACCCAGUUGUACAUUUGCUGUUGGAUCUCAGUCAGCUGGCCAUUUCCCUACGUUGAAUUUGAAUCCAAUGAAAAUAUGAAGAGCUAGUUUGUUAUAUAUAUAUGUCCUGUUUGGAAUGUAUCAUGUGUCGAAGAGCAGGGAGUUUCAGGAUAUAUCACUCAGCCUGACAGCCUAGAAGUAAAAGAGCAUUGGAGGUUGCUGAUAGCAAGGAGCGCAAGGGACGAAUAGAACCUGGGGAGGAAGAAGAACAGUGGGGAGGAAGAAGAACAGUGGGGAGGAAUCUCAGAUGAGUGCUUGUUAGAGUUUAGAGUUUCACAAAUUUCUUAACGAUCCCUUCUCUCUCGCUCACACACGACACUCUUGGCUGAGCACCGCCAGGUUGGGUUUCCUGAACCUCUUGGGCCGCACUUCGACAGGCUGGGUCUGGGAGUCUUGCUCACUUGAGUCUACAGCGGAUCCUCCUGCUGAUGUGGAAGCUGACGAGUGACCUAGGCUGCUGACAGUUGCAGCCUUUGAGGAUAAAUCAACGUCGACGAGCAACAUCAGGCAGUGGAAAUCGACUAGCAGAAAAUCGCUGCCGUGGAAAACAUCGUCAUUACAACUGAAGUCUGAAGACAUUGUUCUGUAGGAUCAGCACAUGCUUUCUCCAGGAGAUGCCGUAGAAGUGUGUUAUGGCUCACGUAAUGGCGGCUGGGAUGAGAUGGACCAUUUGAAACAUUUUUGGUUGGCUUCCCAUUUGUUCUAAGUAUCUGAGAAUUUU